Drosophila yakuba is the source of this 4715-nucleotide messenger RNA. RefSeq names its product E3 ubiquitin-protein ligase TRIM33 (gene mei-P26). Gene Ontology annotation, biological process: positive regulation of DNA-templated transcription. Gene Ontology annotation, molecular function: zinc ion binding; protein binding; ubiquitin-protein transferase activity. Gene Ontology annotation, cellular component: nucleoplasm; chromatin. The record is from RefSeq and is a predicted model, not a curated record. The coding region runs from base 147 to 3758 and encodes 1203 amino acids. The transcript is spliced from 7 exons. Lineage: Eukaryota; Metazoa; Arthropoda; Insecta; Diptera; Drosophilidae.
CGGGAAUACGGAAUAGCAAUCAGGAAAUAGGAAACAGGAAACGGGAACAGCAGCAGCAGCAGCCCAGUCAACAAAGCAAAGGAAUCCAUUGAAUAGACAAAAGACAAGUAUUUGUUAAAUCAGAGAAGCGCCAAAAAGAAAGGACUAUGACUACUUUGGAGGAGCCUGUCCAGGCGGUGGACACGGUGGAUCCGUGUCCUCCGGGGAUUCCCAAUCUGAAAACCGUUCUCAGUGACGAUGCCUCAAACUCAUCGUUGUUGGAGGACAUCGAUGUUAGCAACACGAGCAGCAGCUCCAGUUCCAGCAGCUCUAGCUCCAGCUCCGGUUCCUGCUCAGGAUCGGCCACCGAUACGGACACCGGCAAGGGCAGCAGCACUGUCGGCAGUCUGGAUGUGACCAGCUCUUCGAGCAUCGGUUCGGCGGCUUCCAUCUCAUCGACGGGCUCCACAGCCAUCGCCGGACCAUCCGGUUUGCUAGACGAUUCCAACUCAUCGGGACUGGGCUUGGUGGUGGAUGUGGACAGUACCGGGAGCAGCCAGGAGCUGAGCAGCCACGGCGUCACCGAGCUGGACUCGCUGGAGGACUCGUGCAGCGGCUUAAUGAUCAAGGAUGGCGAUAAGCUAUGCAAGCUAUGCAGCUUACGCCUUGUGAUGCCACGCAUCUUGUCUUGCCUUCACGUGUUCUGUGAGGACUGCCUGCAGGCGGUGGUAUCGAAGGACACGAUGGCGGCCAGCUCGCCCAACAGCUCCUCCUCGUCUUCGUUCGACGGCAGCGAGCACCAGCACCGUCUGCCCGCUCUGCUCCUCGAGUGCCCCGUGUGCAAGCAGGAGACACCACUGGGCCCCAAGGGGAUCAAGGCACUCCCCUGCGACUAUAUCGUGACCAAUAUAUUGGAUCUCUCCAAUUUGGAGUCGGAGCACAUUGUGUGCACUUCGUGUAAGAGCAAAGAGGAGGCCAUUUCGCGUUGCAACGAUUGCGCCAACUUUCUAUGCAAUGGCUGCGAUAACGCCCAUAAGUAUAUGCGUUGCUUUGAAAAUCAUCAUGUGGUGCGCAUCGAGGAUCUGACGAAGAACGUCCACGACAAGCUUAUCAUCCAUAAGCCAGUGUGCUGCCGCCAGCACGUAAGCGAGAAUCUCAAGUACUACUGCUUCACCUGCCAGGUGCCCACGUGCAAUGAUUGCCUGCUGAGCGAUCACAAGGGCAGCGAUCAUCAUUAUGAGACGGCCUCGGUGGCGGAGCAGGCGGUGCGAGCCGAUCUCGAGGACACUCUAAGGGACACGCUCAAGAAGGCCGACUAUUGCAACGAUGCGGGUAGCAAUCUGGGCAGUGCCCUCACCGAACUUCAGUCACAGCACGAUACGGUGCGCCAACAAAUCGAGGAUGCCUAUAAGAGCUACAAGCGUAUGCUGGAAUCAAUCAAGGAGCAGAUGCUAAACGAGCUGGGACGCCUGCACUCGGAUCGCGAGCUAAAGAUCAUGGAUCUGAUGCAGAGCCUGGAGAAUACAAUGGGAAAGCUGCAGCACGCUGCCCAAUUCGGUCAGCGGGCUAUCGAUAAGGCAAAUGCCGUAGAGUUUCUGCUGCUGAAGCCCAUCAUCAGUGCCCAGUGUUUGAAUCUCAUGGAGCAGACGCCCAAGUGCGAUGUCAACUAUCAGCUGCAGUUUGACUCGAAGCCAGAGAUGUUCGAGCAGUUCGCCAGGGAGAUGUUUGGCAAAUUCCAAACGGAUCAGAGUGACUCUAGUCCCAAGAAGCAGGAGAUGACCCAACAGCUGCAACAGCAGCAGCAGCAGGUGCAACAGCACCAUCAGCACCAGCACCAAGUGCAACAACAACAACAGCAGCAACAGCAGCAGCAGCAGCAACAGCAACAAGUGCAACACCAACAGCAGCAGCAGAAGUUGCAGUUGCAGCAACAGCAGCAGCAACAUCAGCACAGCUCGAACAAUUUGAUUGUCGGCCAUCGGGGCAGCUCCUCUGUCCAAGGGCGCCUGACCUCAGCUGUAUUCAGCCCCAUCUCGCUGCCCUCCUCUCUGCAGAGUUCCUUCGAUGGCGACACCAACUCGGUGAUGACCAAUUUCUCCAUGAUGGACUCGCCGCCGCAGCCAUCAUCGCAGCAGCAAUUGCCAUCUGCUCAGCAGCAACAGCAGUCUCAGCAGCAGCAGCAGCAACAACAGCAGCAGCAACAGGCGGCGGUGCUGCAGCAGGUGCAACAGCAGCAAAAGCACCAGCAACACCAGGUGCAGCAGCAGCAACAGGUGCUGCACCAGCCACCAUCGGCCCAGUCCAUGCCCCAGCAGAUGGGCCAGCUCGUUGCACCGCAGGGAAUUGUCCAGCAGGCUGGACAUGUCAAUCUCAACUCUGGCCCCGGCCCAAAUAUAUCCAUCAAUGGCCUGGGGGCCGGUGGUCCGCCACCCAGUUUCAGCAUGUUGGAGUACAAUAUCUCACGACUGGCCAGCUUGACGGAACCAAUGCCAGACACCCUCAACGAUGCGCUGGCCGUUGGCGGAGGAGCAGCUGGACCCGGUCCGAAUGUUGGGGCCCAAGUGCCUGGUGGCUCGGCCGUAACCGGCGGAGCCGUUGUGGGAGCACCGCAUGCGCAUCAGCAGCAAUCGCAGGCCGUAAUGCCGGCAUCGGCGGUGACACCAACGCAGCCAAUUACCCUGGCGGACAUCCUAUCGGGCGACCAGCGGGCGCUCAACAAUCUCCAGGCGCUGGCCAAGCUGGGACUCAACAACAAUGACGAUGAUCUUUUGUUGAACGGAUCCUCAACGGGCAUUGAUUAUUUAUCAGAUUUCUGCAUGCCACCGGCCACAUCGCCCAGCCUGCAGUCCCUCAAUCCAAUCGUUGGUGGCGUAGAGGACAUGGGACUCAAUAACUUCCAUGCCGUCGCUGCGCCGGGCACCACCAGUGUGGUCACCGGCCGGAACAAGGCCACUCCGAUGCAGAUCCGCUGCAAAUUCGGUUCACUGGGCACCGCCAAGGGCCAGUUUAAUUCACCACAUGGAUUUUGCCUGGGCGUCGACGAGGAGAUCAUCGUGGCGGACACGAACAACCAUCGCAUCGAGGUCUUCGACAAGAUGGGCGCCCUCAAGUUCCAGUUCGGUGUGGCCGGCAAGGAGGAGGGCCAGCUCUGGUAUCCUCGCAAGGUGGCCGUGAUGCAUAACAAUGGCAAAUUCGUGGUCUGCGAUCGUGGAAACGAGCGCUCUCGCAUGCAAAUCUUCUCCAAGUGCGGACACUUUAUGCGCAAGAUCGCCAUCAGGUACAUUGAUAUCGUUGCGGGUUUGGCCGUCACAGCUAAGGGCCACAUCGUGGCCGUGGAUAGCGUGUCGCCCACCGUGUUUGUGAUCUCCGAGGAGGGCGAACUGGUUCGCUGGUUCGACUGCAGCGACUACAUGCGCGAACCCUCCGACAUCGCCAUAAGAGACAACGACUUUUACGUGUGCGACUUCAAAGGCCAUUGCGUGGCCGUUUUCCAGGACGACGGCACAUUCCUCUAUCGCAUUGGCAACGAGAAGGUCACCUGCUUCCCCAAUGGCAUUGAUAUAUCGAAUGCCGGGGACGUGCUCAUCGGCGACUCGCACGGCAAUCGCUUCCACGUCGCCUGCUACUCCCGUGAGGGCGCCCUUCAGUCCGAGUUCGAGUGUCCCCAUGUAAAGGUUUCCCGCUGCUGCGGACUGAAAAUCACAUCCGAGGGCUAUGUGGUUACACUGGCAAAGAACAAUCAUCAUGUUCUAGUUCUGAACACCCUCUAUGUUCACUGAUUGCAAAUCAAAGCGCGCAACAAUCGUCCAUCAGUCGAUAUGAACAAAUAUAACUACAAAUACUCGUCGGGCAAGAUAUACGGAUGUCGACGUCAGCAGCAAUCAACCAACAUCACCAGCAUCAACAGCAACGGCAACACCAUAUGCAACACCAUCAGCAACAGCAACAGCAACAGCAAUAGCAAUAGCAACCUCAGCCUCAACCUCUUGCCAAGGAGUCAACAUGCCCUACACUGCAAUAGCAACAGUCAACUGAACAACAUGAGCAGGAUAAGCAGCAUGAGCAACAUUUGCCUCAUCGGCAGCAACAACAACAUCAAUCAACAGCCAUCGACUACAACAACAUCAGCCAUCUAAUAUAAAAACGAUAAGCAAGAACAACAAGAGCACAACAAGCUGAAACAUUAACACUAUCAACAGCAGAUCGCAGAUAGCAGAUGCAACUAUCCAAAUGGGUAGUUUAGGAUAUGUAUAAAGAAAAAUGUAUAUAUAUAUCUAUAUUAGUGGGGAAUGCUAAUGGACUAAAUAUGAAUGAAGAACGACGAACACAUGAAAAUGUCGAGCUCCUACUUUUCAGUUUAUCUGUAGUCUGUCUCUAUCAGCGUUCAAAUUCUUAAAACUGGUCAAAUCUACGGCUGAACACUCACUAUUUGCAGUGCAAUUGAAGCAAAUGCAAUGCGUUCGACUUGAAACACAUUUUAUUUAAUGCAAAACACAAGAAACGUUGCCGCAGCAACCGUAUAAAAAACAAACAAACCAAUAACAAAUGAUAAACAAAAUGCAACAAAUACUAUUUUUGAUCUCUAAUUUAAAAACAAUUAGCGCUACUACUAAAAACAAACAUCAACAAAUUUAACAAAGAAAAACAAAACAAAAUACUUAGCGUAACGAAUAACAACAAAAAAGAGGAAAAACAAAAUGAAUCGACAUUAAAACUUGGGAUAUUUUCAAAACGUU